UCACUUUCCCGGCGCUGGGUGACAUUGAGCUCGCCCGCGCCACCGCUGGCUUUGGGGCACUGUGCUGGUCGGCGGAGUAGGCGGCCAUGGGGAGCCUCCGCGGCCUGCGCCUGGUGGCUGGAAGAUGUCUUAGGUCAUGUGAAAGAGAUGCUUUCUCAUCUUUAAGGCUUACCAGAAACUCUGAUUUGAAGAGAACAAAUGGAUUUUGCAGCAAACCCCAGGAAAGUCCAAAGCCUCCAACCCACACUUACAGCCACAGAGUGCCACUGCACAAGCCUACGGACUGGGAGAAGAAGAUUCUAAUAUGGUCAGGUCGCUUCAAAAAGGAAGAUGACAUUCCAGAGACUGUCUCGUGAGUGCUGAAGUUAGGGUUGUAAGCAGCUUCU
Odocoileus virginianus texanus is the source of this 386-nucleotide messenger RNA. The record is from RefSeq and is a predicted model, not a curated record. Lineage: Eukaryota; Metazoa; Chordata; Mammalia; Artiodactyla; Cervidae.